AAAUCACUGCAACGAAACCCUAGCUGCCUUCUUCUCUCUCUUCUCAGCAUCUCAGAAGCAGAGAAAUCAAUCUCCGGCGAAGAUGGCAGGUGGCUUGGACAUGUCACUCGAUGACCUCAUCAAAUCCAAUCGAAAACCUACCGGAUCUCGCGGCCGAGGCAACGGUGAGACUAGUAACGGUGGUCGCGGAUUCGGAGGUGGCUCAGGUCCGUCGAGACGAUUUGCUAACCGAGUAGGAAACAGAACGGCGCCGUAUUCAAGGCCGGUUCAACAAGCUCAUGACGCCAUGUGGGCAAACGACGUUUUCGCUACUGAUGCUAGUGUGGCGGCUGCUUUUGGACAUCAGUCUGCUGGCGUUGGUGUUGGCGUUGGCGGAUCUUCUAUUGAGACUGGAACGAAGCUUUACAUCUCCAACUUAGAUUACGGUGUCUCCAACGAGGAUAUUAAGGAGCUCUUCUCAGAGGUUGGUGACCUUAAGCGUUAUGGGAUUCACUAUGAUAGGAGUGGAAGAUCCAAGGGUACUGCUGAGGUUGUUUUUUCACGGCGUGGUGAUGCAUUGGCAGCUGUUAAGCGGUACAAUGAUGUUCAGCUUGAUGGGAAGCUGAUGAAGAUUGAGAUUGUUGGAACUAAUGUUUCAGCUCCAGCGCCUCCUAUGCUUGCUCCUGUUCAAAUUCCAUUUCCUUCAAAUGGGAUACUUGGCAACUUUAAUGAUAAUUACAAUGGCAACUUCAAUGGGAACUUCAAUGGAAACUUUAGAGGGAGAGGAAGAGGUGGUUUUAUGGGACGGCCUCGCGGUGGUUUUGGCGGAGGUAAUUUCCGUGGUGGUAGGGGACCUAGAGGAGGAGGUGGUGGGCGUGGCAGUGGAAGAGGACGUGAUGAAAAGGUGUCUGCUGACGAUCUUGAUGCUGAAUUGGACAAGUAUCACAAAGAGGCAAUGGAAACAAGUUAAAAGGAGGAACUAACUCCAUUUGCAAGACUAUAUGUGUAUUUCUUUACUGCUUGAUAUACUUUUGCAUGAGUAUGUUAUUUAGUUUCGUGUCAAUGGUCUGACAUUAUCAGGGUUUAGCAUUUUUAGCUUUGUGAGCUUUUUUUUUAAACCUUUUUCAGUUGAAUUCAGAGAAAUCAGUAUCAUGUGUACCGAGAAACUCAAACCCUUCCAAAGUGUUUAGGCAAAACAAUAUUCCAU
Eruca vesicaria subsp. sativa (arugula) is the source of this 1186-nucleotide messenger RNA. The record is from the annotation of a GenBank genome assembly. NCBI's taxonomy places the organism in Eukaryota, Viridiplantae, Streptophyta, Magnoliopsida, Brassicales, Brassicaceae.